This is a messenger RNA of Colossoma macropomum (tambaqui), 2420 nucleotides long. RefSeq names its product BCL2 like 1 (gene bcl2l1). Gene Ontology annotation, molecular function: protein homodimerization activity; protein heterodimerization activity. The transcript is spliced from 4 exons. Gene Ontology annotation, cellular component: mitochondrial outer membrane. Lineage: Eukaryota; Metazoa; Chordata; Actinopteri; Characiformes; Serrasalmidae. Gene Ontology annotation, biological process: intrinsic apoptotic signaling pathway in response to DNA damage; extrinsic apoptotic signaling pathway in absence of ligand; negative regulation of intrinsic apoptotic signaling pathway. The record is from RefSeq and is a predicted model, not a curated record. The coding region runs from base 469 to 1185 and encodes 238 amino acids.
GCUAGCAGGAGCUAGCACAGCUCUCCGAGCCUUCAGCUGGGCUUCUCUGAGCUACGCCAGACAUGUCGGACUUACAGUCGCUCUCUGAGUGGAGCCGUGCUGGAUUUCUCGAUGAUGUAGGGGCCUGGGACGUAACCCUCUUAAUUAUCUGACUGAACCACCGAGUAACUGUUACAGCAGAAGAACCAGACGAGCUGUUUUCUUUGUGGUGUUGUCUGAAGUCUGGGCAGAUUUCUGUAUGCUUGUGAGCCGUUGCACCAUCCUUGAUUGUGUUUGUUUAUGCUGGAUAACAAGCAGAAGAAAUCAAUGAAGAUCAGAGAUCAGCCUGCUUUAAGAUCCGUGAUGAGAGAGCCAGUGACGGCACAAGCUUGAGAAAGGACGGGAGGGUCUGCACGCCGUUCUGCGGACAGCGACGAGCAAGCAGAGAGCGUGAAUCCAGCGCGAGAGAACGUUGAGCAGGACUCAAUUAUGUCUUACUACAACAGAGAACUGGUUGUGUACUUUAUCAAGUACAAACUCUCCCAGAGGAACUAUCCCUGUAACCAUAUCGGGCUUAUGGAAGACACAAAUCGGACUGAAGGGGGUCAGGCGGCAGAGGCGGAUGUCGAGGGGGCGGCAGUGACGCCCACGGCAGUCGUCAAUGGAUCCGUAAAUGGGACAAGUCACGGUCCAGCGGGGUCGCCCACCUCGUCCCCCCAAAGAAGGUCCAACGGGGCCGGAGGGCUGGACGCCGUGAAGGAAGCACUGCGGGACUCGGCCAACGAGUUUGAGCUGCGAUACUCACGCGCCUUUAGCGACCUCUCCUCCCAGCUCCACAUCACGCCAGCCACGGCGUAUCAGAGCUUCGAGAGCGUGAUGGACGAGGUGUUCCGAGACGGCGUCAACUGGGGCCGCAUUGUGGGCCUGUUCGCUUUCGGUGGGGCCCUGUGUGUGGAGUGUGUGGAAAAGGAGAUGAGCCCACUCGUGGGACGCAUCGCAGAGUGGAUGACCGUCUACUUGGACAACCAUAUCCAGCCCUGGAUCCAGGAACAAGGAGGAUGGGAGCGCUUUGCGGAGAUCUUCGGGAAGGAUGCCGCAGCAGAGAGCAGAAGGUCACAGGAGAGCUUAAAGAAGUGGCUGCUGGCAGGAAUGAUCCUUUCCACAGGACUCGUGGUGGGCUCCCUCAUCGCUCAGAAGCGUCUGUAAGCAGGAAGAGGAUUCACUGAAGACUCAGCCUCACCCUCCUCCCAGCACAGACCUCGGGCAAACAAUGAAGGAACUUAAACCCUCUUUAAAGUUUAAAGUUUGGUUUUUGUUUUUAUUUUAUUGCCAAGAAUUGUCAUGUUUACACCCCUCCCUACCACGCUGCACCGUGGACUGCGCGAGUGGCCGAAGCACUUGUAACGUGCAUUUGGCUAAGGGGGGUUUGUUUCCACUUGGCCCAAAACAGGGUCAGUUUCUUAUGAUCUGUAAGUCACUGUCCAGCAAAAAUAAUUGAUUGGCGUUUGUCGAGAAUUAGUCCGCCCAGAAGGCUGACUGACUUCUCCUUGUUCUGUGUAGUUAUUAUUAUUAUUAUUUCUUGCUUCAUGUUCAAUCUUUUAAGUAUGCACAUUAUUUUCUUCUGUUCAGAAAGAAUGGAAAGUAGCAAAGAUACAGAUCUCUAACGCAAAGAAUGCUUAUAAGGACAGUACCUGAUCACAGGUGUCUCAGCUCAUGUUCUUGACCCUUCGUAGGUUUGUUAACCGGGCUAAAGGGACAUUGUCGAAGCCCUGCACUACAGUUUAAAGCUUUCUUUUCUGAGUCUUGAAGUGCAACACCUGAGCAUGCAUGAAUAGGCUUGCCUGUGGCAUCUUUAACAGAGUGGGACAGUACAAAAAGAAGAUCUUUUAGCCAUUUUGGUCAUUUUUUUUCCAGCAAAAUUUGGGUUAUGUUACCUUGUUGACAUUAAAAAAUUGUUGCAGUAGUCAGUGAAUAAUUCCUGUAGUUUAGUCCCAGAGUAAGCUUAAUUUACAUUCAUCUGAAGGCCCUUGUGGGCCCACACCUGCCCUGAACGUUUGUGGAGUGUGAAGCUAAGUACAUUAUUAAGCAUGAGGGUGUUCAAAAGCUUUGUUUGAGAUUCUCAGUUUUCCAGUGGACCAAGUGCUCCCUCACGCAUUCUGAGAGACUCUGUUCUGAUAUGGGCGCUAGUAAGUUAAGUGUCUGUAUGUUUGUUUUGUUUUUGUUUUGUUUUUGUUUUUUUAAUGUUGCGUUUAUUAAAUUUUAUUUUGUUGAAAGUAUGGUUAUCACCUAUAACUUUCUCUACACCGUUGGGAGUAUUGUAAGGAGAGGUAGAAUAGGUGCGUUUCUGUGUUAAUUGCCACCUUACACUGCAUCACACACACAUAACAUGUAAUAACUCAUUUUAACAGACAAAAAUUAGAUUAAAUCGCAUUGCCACAAGA